AUGUCCUUGCCAACGACUUCCCUUCCUGAGCACCAGCUGGCCCGUGACAGGGCCCGCGAGCUAGUCGAGGAAAUCACGCAUUCUCACGGCUUCCUUGAUGAAACUACCCUCUCAAAAAUGGAACCAGGUGUGCGGCGUAAGGUUGAAGAAGCGAUGCUAAGGAAGGAUGAGAUGAUUGGGUCCUCUGUGAUCACAUUGGCAAAGAAUUUAUACAAUAGUAGCGCUCGAUUUGUAUUCGAACUUCUACAGAACGCCGACGACAAUUCAUAUUUUAAAGCCAAGUCAUUGUCUGCCGUUCCCUUUGUGUCUUUCCACGUCUACCACCGACGGAUUGUUGUGGAGUGUAACGAGGAUGGAUUCACGCGAGAGAACUUGACGGCUAUUUGCAAUGUUGGUAAAAGCUCAAAGACUGGUGCUCAGGGGUAUAUUGGAGAGAAAGGUAUUGGAUUUAAGUCGGUGUUCAUGGUGGCAUGGAAAGUUCACAUCCAGUCGGGAAACUUCUCAUUCUAUUUCCAGCACAGAAUGGGCGACUCGGGAAUGGGGAUGAUAACCCCCGUCUGGGAAGAUGCAGGAGAAAGUUUGGCUCGUCCUCUGACUCGCAUUACUCUUUUCCUCCAUGAUACCGGUUCGAAUGAGAUACUGGAUAGACAACAGGGGACAAUUCUUGAGCAAUUCCGGGAACUUCAAGCCACCUUUCUGCUAUUCAUGAAGAAUCUCCAAAGCAUUGAGGUUACGAUGUACGACAGUAAUGACGUGCGAAUUUCUUCCACGGCAUUCUCAAUGGAGCGCCAAGACCAAAAUCAAGUCAAGUUGAAAAGAAGGACGAUGGAGGUUGGAAACAUCCGGGAGCAUACACAACACUACCACAUAACCAAAGAUACUGCUUCAGGCCUACCGAAGAGCGAGAAUCGCACAUAUUCUGUCACGGAGCUUUUACAUGAAGCAUACGCAACUGCUGAUGUUGUCCUAGCCUUCCCUUUAACGCCGGACCUUGUUCCAAUUGUUGAAGCACAGGAUGUGUUUGCUUUUCUUCCGAUAAGGAAUAUGGGCUUUCCAUUCUUGAUGCACUCUGAUUUUGUCACCGACGCAAGUAGACAAGAUCUUGUCAGAAACUCGCCUCGCAAUGAUAGGAUACUCAGAGCUGUCGGUGAGGUUUUUGUCAAAGCUGUAUCACAAUUCUGCGAGCACGCAACAAUGCGCUACCGGUGGAUGCGAUAUCUUCCAAGCAAUGAGAACCAUUUUCGGGAUGCGUUUUGGACAACUUUGACAAACGCCAUACAUGCCUGCUUGCGAAGAAAUUCGGUGCUUUGGACAAGAAGUCACGAGAAACUACGCUCCAUAAAACAUAUGCGUCGGGUUCCCCAAAAUAUGCUGGAUGAGAACGGAGAGCCUUUAUUUCCUGAUACAGAGCCGGAAGAAUAUCUCGCUCCCGAGUAUUCGGCGAAGGAUUUGGACGCACUGAAAUAUUAUGGUCUUCGCUGGAUGGAUAUAGAUGGAUUUCUCGUUAGGGCUCGCAAAGACCUUGACCAACAGGAAUCUUCCAUUAUAAAGUCUCCUGAGACUGGCGACGAUUGGCAUUCUCGUGUUGCAAAGAUUUUAUUUAAUUCCUGGCCUAACCGGACUAAAACGAUGAAGAGCCUUGCGCUGAUCCCUACAAAGAGGGGUCAGUGGAAAUCUGCAAGCGACGCCAAUUUCGCAUCGAUAUAUUAUCCCCAUGUGAAUGGAUAUCAGAUCCCCACAAACCUAGAUUUAAACUUGCUUGAUUCGGAAGCAGCAAGAAAUCCUGACCGAAAACGGCUCUUCGAUUGUCUUGGUGUUCAGGAGCCACGAGUGUCCCAUAUUCGACAUGCGAUCACGACCCACCAUAGCAGUCACGAUGUUAUCCUGCGAAAUAAUCGAAUGAACUUGGAAUUCCUUUACCUUACUGCACACCUUAACCAGGAUAGCGACUAUCCACAUGCCUAUUACAAAAUCAAACUAUAUGACCACAUGCACAGGAAGCGAUCACCAGAGGUUUAUACUUUCUACUUUCCAGGUGAUGACCCAUACGGCGCCCAGCAACUCUUAAAACCAGUGGGUCCUGGGAAGUCGUGUAAUGGUGUCCCGGACCUUGACGUGUCAUUUCUUCAUAGCGAUUACAUGUCCUGCUUUUCGGCCCAGCCGGAUGAGGAAAAUCGCACCUGGGGAGUGUGGCUAAGUCAAAUGCGGUAUGUUCGGGAUGUAGUCCCACUGACUCGCAGUGGAUGUCUGAGCGAGGAAUGUCUCUACGUGGCCAGACAGCGCCCAGAUAAAUUCCUAGGUUUCCUUCUAAGGUACUGGAAGUCCGAAGGGAGUAAUGUCACUGAAAGCCAAGCCCUGAUUCACGCGCUACUAAGCGUCGAGGUGCUUUGCGAGAAUGGCAGUAUGCAUCCGCUCGGAAGUACAUACGUGCACACGAAACAACUUGAGUAUGCUGACAGAUUCAUUCAAAACGACCCUUUCCCAUGGUUGAAGCAAGACGCGUCGUUAAGCGAUGUCUCAGGGCUGUCUGAUCUGGAAGUCUUGACAAGUGCGUUAGGAUUCGGCUAUCCCAAGUCCGAGCUCGAGUUCUAUCUUACACUUCUGCGGUUUAUUAAGAAUGCAAGCGAAGAUGCCGGUAGGUUAGCAGAUGUCGGUCGAGUCUAUGAAUUGUACGGUCGAAUUCAAAGUCGGUAUCACGAGUCUGUGGAUACAUUCUUUUCUCGCAAAGCAAUACUGGAAACCUUCAGAUCAGAAUCUCUUAUUUAUAUUCCUGACUACUUUGGCAACGAUGUGCAGUGGACUUCACCAGAAUGUUGUCUGUGGGAGGCACCUAAAGAUAUGCUUGAGAAAAUCCCAUUGAAAUGGAGAUAUGACAGUGUCAAGAAUACAAAGCACUUUGUCGAGCUCUUUCGAGACACGCUAGCAAUACCAGAUGCUGGCAUAUAUGAUUUCUUGGACGAGCUGGAGGCGCUGAGUCAGGAUGUUGAUUUUCCGCACCAUCAAGUUAUCUACGAGUUAUACCAAGGACUGGAACUGAGGCGGACAGAGAUGGACAUUGAAAUUGUCAAAGAAAUCCGGGAACGCUUUGAACGUCGUGAACUCAUAUAUUACGAAGACAAAGAUGUCGCCGACUGGUACAAACCUUCCGAAUGUCUGUGGUCGACCGUGACUGACAUUCAGGGAAUGGUGACACUGAAUGACAUGUAUGAAGACAUGCAAGGCUUCUUCGUUGAACUUCUAGGUGUUCGUACCUUGACAUUCGAGAUGGUCUAUGAUAAGUUGGUCGAACAAGCAUCCGGAGGAGCAUCUAUCCAGGAUGUCAAGGAAACAAUCUGGCUGCUCAAUUCGUAUCUCCAGGAUGAGGAGGUACCCACUGAUCCUAAGCGACUAAUAGAACGCAAGGUGUUUCCGGUGAGGUAUCUUAAUGGCACUGUCAACUUGUGCAGCUCCAAGGUUGAUUUCGCUAUCAAAGACCGCAAGCACCUAUCCGAUUUAUUUUCUGGUAAAGCCAAGAUCCUAGACUUUGAAGUCAACGAUAUUCCACGAUUAGAGCCCUUCCUCCGGUGGACCGGGCUUGAAGCGCGCUAUCUGUCGUCCUGUGUCAAAGAAAUAUCUGGCCUAUGUGAUAAUUAUCGCCAAUCUCUGACUUUUCCCAAUAGAAAAAUUGCACGGAAAGCCCAUGCUUUGCUCCGAAUCGCAGUGCACUUUAGGAGCCCCCGUGCUAUUGAGGACGAGAAGGCAUUUUAUGACCUACUUCAAAAAAUUGACGUUCGUGAGACAGAUGGGAUCAUUUCUGAGGUACAUCUUAACCAGGACGGAAACGAUAUUUCAGUUGAAGUCAGCCGGAGUGAGUUGCACCUCCAGGAAAACAAAGAUGGACUCACGAUCUUCAUGCCCCGAGAAAAGCAAUCUCAAUACCUCUGCUUUCUUGACAGGAUACCAAGGGCUCUUCUGGAAUGGAUCAUGACGAAUCCUACUACUGGAAUAUGUGAGCCCUAUGAUGAGAAGGCUGUAAAUAUAGUGCACACAGUCCUACAAGCACAGGCUCCAUAUGCUGCAUUGAUCCUUGACAGAGCCGGAAUCUUGUCAGUUGAGACUCCUGAUGAUCAAUCCGAUGCCGAAUUCGAAAUUACUACCCCUACCAGCCAAUCAUCUGCCGAACAAAGCAAUGUUGCACAAACGCCUGAAUUAUCUACUCUUACAGCUGAUGUCAACGAAUUUACUACCACCUUUUCAAGAGCAUUGCACGCUCCCCCACGUCUAGUGAGCCACCAUGACGAGACUCCUCGAGGAACACCACUCCCCCAUAAUUUCUUAUCAUCAAACUCCCAACCGGCCAAUCAACUUAUAGAUUCGACGUACCGUGGGCUUCUUCAUCAUGUUGUUUCUGCCGCCAGGGAAACUGUUUUCCCAGCUAUCAGUCACUCUCUUGAUUCGUUUACUACUGGUAACCAUAAUGAAGACUUCUGGGUUGGUACAAUGGAAAAAGUUGAACGUGACAAAAAAAUUGGUGCGGCAGGAGAAUUGUUUGUUUUCGAAGUACUAUCUCGUCUAAAUCCGGCUCUGCCAGGAUUUUCUGUAGAUAAUUGGGAAAGUACUAUACGGAAAUACGUGAGACUUCAUGAUGAGUACUCUGAUAUGCAGCCAUGGCAUGGCCGGGAGACGGCAGACUUCACAUAUACCGACACCGGUGGCGUCUUCACCUCCCUGCUGAUCGAAAAGGGAUACUUGUGUCCGAAUAUCUGGUCGGGAAAACGACCCAAGUAUUAUCUUGAAGUAAAAUCCACUACUAACUCCUGGGAUGCCCCCUUUUACAUGAGCAAGUACCAGUAUCAGAGGGCGCAAAAUAUUUCCCAUGUUCCGUCAAAUUCUGAGCAUUCUGAUCAUAUCUCUGGAAAUAUUGAUGCCAUCUAUGUCAUAUUCAGAGUGUUCAACCUAUCGCAGGAUUCGAUAGGAAUGAAAAUGUAUGUGGAUCCUGAUGUUAUGAGGCAAAGGGAGGAGUUAUCAUUUACCGCAGAGACUUGGUCAAUUGUGCCGGGUCCUUGUUUUGGCAACUCUGAAAGUUAG
Molecule: messenger RNA, 5067 nt
Organism: Aspergillus ruber CBS 135680
Lineage: Eukaryota; Fungi; Ascomycota; Eurotiomycetes; Eurotiales; Aspergillaceae
Exons: 8
Coding region: 1-5067 (1688 amino acids)
Source: RefSeq, a predicted model, not a curated record